AUAAACGGGACUUAAGGAUUAAGAUACGGUGUGUCGGCGUGUGCGUGUGAUAUCGAAAUCUAACGUAAGCACUAAGUCUUCUCUGCUCUUGAUCUAUCUGAAGAGAAAGACUGAGUUGGUGUUGAACUCGACUCGGUUGAACUCAGUGAGUUGAAUGGCGAAACUUGAAGCCAAGUUAGGGAUGAUUGUGGACUCGGUGGGUAACUUGUUCUCCGGCAAAGACCAUCUUCCCUAUUGCGACUCUGACAUCAUCGCUGGGUGUGAAAGAGAGGUUGCUGAGGCUGAGAAACAAUCCUCUGAUGAGGUAAUGGAAGAUUGUCUCUUGCGUCUGUCAUGGGCACUUGUUCACUCCAAACGCCCACAAGAUGUACAGCGUGGGAUAGCUAUGCUUGAAGCAUCUUUACCUGCUACAAACAACCCACUGCACCAAAGGGAGAAGCUUUAUCUUCUGGCUGUUGGAUAUUACAGAAGUGGCGACUAUUCAAGGAGCAGGGAUCUUGUUGACAGAUGCUUAUUGAUUGCACCCGAGUGGAGGCAAGCAGUGACACUGAAGAAGACAAUUGAGGAUCGGAUCACAAAAGAUGGUGUCAUUGGCCUAGGCAUUGCUGCAACUGCUGUAGGACUUAUAGCAGGUGGAAUUGCAGCAGCUGUGUCUCGAAAGAAGUGACAGAAUCCUUUUAAUCAAACAUGUAUGGUAGCAGCUGAUAUGUGUAAGAGGCAAACAUAUGUGAUACUGUUAUUUUGCUGCAUCUUACUGGUUUUAUAUGAAAAGGAGGGUGUGAACAAUAAUAUGUACAAAGCAGUGAAAAUGAUAUCUAAGGAUUAUAUAAGAGAUGUAUUGCGAGUUUUCAUGUUGAAAAACAUUUACUUCUGUAUUUGUCAUAUUUAUAAGUUACCUCCCUGUUUUUUUAAUGUUUUCUUCCUCUGUCAAUUUUCCUCCCGCACUUCAUAUAAUGCAAUCUUGCUGUCCAAUUAUUUACAUUGAAUCUCUCUCAGAUUAUUUAAGCAUGCACACUGCCCCGCCUCUAAACUCUGGAUGAUAAUGUAUGAAUAGCUUUGUAAAUAAUUUCAAGUUUGGUCACAUCGUUG
Molecule: messenger RNA, 1089 nt
Organism: Abrus precatorius (Indian licorice)
Lineage: Eukaryota; Viridiplantae; Streptophyta; Magnoliopsida; Fabales; Fabaceae
Product: mitochondrial fission 1 protein A-like
Exons: 5
Coding region: 155-667 (170 amino acids)
Biological process (GO): mitochondrial fission; autophagy of mitochondrion; peroxisome fission
Cellular component (GO): peroxisomal membrane; mitochondrial outer membrane
Molecular function (GO): protein binding
Source: RefSeq, a predicted model, not a curated record